AUGGAGAAAGGGCUGAAGUUAUCAACCAAGUCUGAUUCACCUGCAGUAGAUGAAACCGAAUUCAGACAACUAAUAGGCAACCUCAUCUAUCUCACUGCCACUAGACCUAACAUCUAUUUUGCUGUCAGCUACAUCUCUCGCUUUAGGACAACCCCAAAAGAUGAGCAUUGGAUUGCAAGAAGGCGAGUGUUGCAAAAUGUGAAAGGCACUUCCGACUAUGGCAUUUUGUAUAGCAGUUGCAAUGAUCCAAAGUUGAUUGGUUAUACAGACUCAGAUUGGGCAAGAUCAAUGGAUGACAAAAAAUCCACUUCUGGGUAUGUAUUCAGUUUGGGUACUAGUGUCAUCACGUGGAGCAGCAAGAAGCGACAGGUCGUGGCUCUUUCCUCCGUCGAAGUUGAAUACCAGGGAACAGCUAAGGCCGCAUGUGAGGCAGUUUGGCUGUGA
This is a messenger RNA of Cryptomeria japonica (Japanese cedar), 444 nucleotides long. Its product is annotated as secreted RxLR effector protein 161-like. The coding region runs from base 1 to 444 and encodes 147 amino acids. The transcript has a single exon. NCBI's taxonomy places the organism in Eukaryota, Viridiplantae, Streptophyta, Pinopsida, Cupressales, Cupressaceae. The record is from RefSeq and is a predicted model, not a curated record.